UAUGUGGCGUUGAAAAUUUGUUUACUGGAAAUGCUACGAUGGAAAAUGAAAGAAAACGGGGUUUUCGACUUUGGUGCAAAAGCUCCAACUCAGCUCAAAGUUUCCACUUCCGAAGACAUUAUCAUGGAUGUCACACAAACGUACCCAACGUAUCCAACCCGGGACGAUCGAACACACUACCGUACUGUGAGGGAGACAACACUCAGUUCAGCUCCAAUGGACCUCGCUCAGACCCCACUGUCCCCUUGGCCUGUUCUGAGACGAGUUACACCGGUAUCAGCCAAAAAGACCGAGCCAGCCAGUAAAUCUACGCAGCCCUCAGCUGCCGUUCCCACUGAGAAAGAGGUCCAUGCGGUCUCUCAAGUCCAGCCAGCCUAUGGUGAUUGGCAUGAUAUCGAAUCGACGAAGAAACUAUCACAAACUCGAUCAUUACCUACUGUCAGCAUGAGAACAGUAAAGGUACGUUGCAGCCAUGUUCAGAAAAAUUUUGGCUAG
Haemonchus placei is the source of this 495-nucleotide messenger RNA. Lineage: Eukaryota; Metazoa; Nematoda; Chromadorea; Rhabditida; Trichostrongylidae. The record is from the annotation of a GenBank genome assembly.